GGUUUUUAAAUCCUCCACGCUCGCACCGAGCCUCUCCACAGCGGCUCCCCGAUGCCAGUCGAUGCAGGAACGGGGGAUUUAAAACUGAGGCAGCGCUGAACUCACUCCUCGUCCUCUUGGGUUUUAUUUUCAUGACUGACAUGGCAAAAGGGAAGAAACUCUUGCAGAGAACCGACGUAAAGCCCGAGGACAGAGCUGAACACCAAGUCGCUUCAGGGGAGGGGACAAAAGAAAACAAACCAGCUGCGAAACACAAGGAUUCCGUAGGUAAAGUUCAGUCAAUUUUUCAGAGUCUACGGAGUCCAACCAAACCUAGAUCCCCUCUGGGUGACAAUUCAAGCAUGCUGAUCCAGGAAGGAAAUGAUUCUGAUGCGGCUAAUCCUGACGUGUCAAAGCUGAAAAAAGAUGUACCUAAAGAAAUGAAAUGUCAGCGUAGUGAGUCCAAAGAGCAGAAGCCAGAAAUGCCUUCUGACAGUCAUGGGACCAGAGAGCAGCUCGCUGAACAACCUGAUCAGAUAGAGCCCACCGCGCAUGCAAACCAGGUCAGGUCUGCAGCAGAUGGCAAAAGUUCAGCAUUCAAACCUCGGAGUAGAGCCGGUCACAAACACGGAGCAAAAAAAAUGGAAAAUAAAGCUCCUCAAAACAGAAAGGUCACCGACUAUUAUCCUAUCAGACGAAGUAACAGAAAAACUAAAGCAGAGUUAAAGAGUGAAGAACACAGAUACAUUGAUGACCUGAUAAAGAACGGCACUGAGGAAGGAAUGCAGGUCAAACACAUAGAAGGAAAAGGAAGAGGAGUAUUUGCUGUCCGGAGCUUCAAAAAGGCAGAGUUUGUUGUGGAGUACCAUGGAGACCUGCUGGAACUAGCUGAGGCUAAACUGAGAGAGGCUCAGUAUGCUCUGGAUCCCCAAACAGGCUGUUACAUGUACUACUUCCAAUACCAAUGUAAAACUUACUGUGUAGACGCUACAAAGGAAACAAGUCGUCUUGGAAGACUAAUUAACCACAGUAAAACCGGCAACUGCCAGACUAAGCUUCACGACAUCGACGGAACACCCCAUCUGAUCUUGGUGGCUUCCAGAGACAUCGAGGCUGAGGAGGAGCUGCUGUACGACUACGGUGAUCGGAGUAAAGCCUCCAUCUCGGCUCACCCGUGGCUCAAACACUGAAACUUUGACCACAAGAUUUUGUAUUUGAGAUGAAUUGGUGCUCACUGCUGUCCUGUUGGUCUUUUUGUAAAAGAUCCUAUAGAUGAGCAGUCCUCCACAUGCUUUUUUAUUAAGUAUAAAAAAAGGAUUUUGUUUUAAUUGGAGGCUAAAGCUUCAACUUAUGAAACAUGUAUUUUUGCCACAACUGUUUUUAAUCAUUGUUUUAUAUUUUUCUUAUCUCGUAGCAGAGAGAUUUAAGCUUCAAGAGUAUUUCUCCUGGACAUGUAGCAGAUCCUUUUGUAAUGAAUAUAAUUCUGACUAUCCAAUUCUGGGAUUGUAAAUUAUUACCUGUGCUGUAAAUUGAGGAAUAAACAGUUGAAUCUCU
This is a messenger RNA of Paralichthys olivaceus (Japanese flounder), 1533 nucleotides long. RefSeq names its product lysine methyltransferase 5Ab (gene kmt5ab). Gene Ontology annotation, molecular function: transcription regulator activity; histone H4K20 methyltransferase activity; protein binding. Gene Ontology annotation, cellular component: polytene chromosome; nucleus. Gene Ontology annotation, biological process: regulation of transcription by RNA polymerase II; regulation of DNA damage response, signal transduction by p53 class mediator. The record is from RefSeq and is a predicted model, not a curated record. NCBI's taxonomy places the organism in Eukaryota, Metazoa, Chordata, Actinopteri, Pleuronectiformes, Paralichthyidae.